AUGUUAUUGUCCCGCUCCCUCCGAACUGCCCGCUUCAGCGCUGUCUCGCCUCUAGCAUUUCCCAUACGCACAUUUACCACUACAUCAGUCUCUCUAGCAAAGGCUCUUCCUCCUCGGCCGAAACCUCCACCUGAGUCUGAGAUAGAAGAAUCAUAUGUCAAGGGCAGUGGUCCCGGCGGUCAAAAGAUUAAUAAAACCAACUCCGCCGUUCAGCUCAAACAUGUACCCACUGGGAUUGUCGUCAAGUCGCAAGCAACCCGAUCGAGAGACCAGAACCGAAAACAUGCUCGUGAAUUGCUUGCCCAGCGUGUCGACGACCUCCACAACGGUGACCAGAGCCGAUCGGCUAUUGUUGGUCAGGUAAAGCUGAAGAAAGCAUCAAGUGCUUCCAAAAAGAGCCGUAGGAAAUACAAGAAGCUUGAGGAAGAGAAGGCUGCUGCAGCUGCUGAGGUGCAGCCAGAGACAAUACCUGAUGCCACAGAGGGGGUGAGCGCACAUGCAAACGAUACAGAGAGCGCCCAAGCUCCUCAGCCUCUUGAUACUCAAAGUAAUAGGCCUGCGUGA
Molecule: messenger RNA, 564 nt
Organism: Fusarium sp. VM40
Lineage: Eukaryota; Fungi; Ascomycota; Sordariomycetes; Hypocreales; Nectriaceae
Source: the annotation of a GenBank genome assembly